AUGGCAGACGACCAAGAAGACGACGAGCCACUCGUCCUAUCGGGCUCUGCGCUCGACGCCUUGAAAGAAUUCUAUGCCGAUCGCGAUGCACACCACAAGCAGUUUGAGGACCUCAAAGCGGCAGCCGAGGACAACGCUGUACCGCUAAGCAUGGAUGCUUUUGCUGAGGAUUGGAAUGAAAGCCAAUUUUGGUAUUCUGAUGAGACUGCCGUGGCUCUAGCUGAAGAGCUCUUAGAAGGUGCUGACAAGGAGACGACCAUUGCGGUUGUGAGCGCACCAAGCGUAUUCGUGCAGGUCAAGAAUAUAUUGGCAAAGAGCGGCAAGACGGAGGAUGAAAGGCCCAAGGUCUAUCUCUUGGAAUUCGACCCGAGAUUUGAAGUCUUUCCUGAAUUUGUCUUUUACGAUUUCAACAAUCCGCUGAACCUGCCACAAGAAGCGAGCUUGAAGGGGAGUGUGGACAAGAUCAUAUGUGAUCCGCCGUUCUUGAGUGACGAUUGCCAGACUAAAGCUGCUUUGACGGUUCGGUGGCUGUCUAAGUCUUGGGACACAGCACCAGCUUCUGGUCUACGAGUAAUUGUCUGUACGGGAGAGCGGAUGGAAAACCUAAUCAACAAGUUGUAUCGUCCAGCUGGGGUAUCAACAACGACAUUUGAGCCGGUUCACUCCAAGGGAUUGAGCAACGAAUUCUUCUGUUACGCAAACUUUGAGUGUCAGAAAUGGAAGUGGAGGGUGCAGAGUAACGAUGAGAUACCACGGGCAUAA
Lachnellula hyalina is the source of this 762-nucleotide messenger RNA. RefSeq names its product Protein-lysine N-methyltransferase (gene EFM5). NCBI's taxonomy places the organism in Eukaryota, Fungi, Ascomycota, Leotiomycetes, Helotiales, Lachnaceae. Gene Ontology annotation, molecular function: protein-lysine N-methyltransferase activity; nucleic acid binding. The transcript has 6 exons. Gene Ontology annotation, biological process: methylation. Bases 1 to 762 code for a protein of 253 amino acids. The record is from RefSeq and is a predicted model, not a curated record.